AGUUAUUAUUGAGCAUUGCCUCAGAACGGUUCCAAAAUUCUCCAUUAACACGAAAAAUUUAUACGGGCGAUAUAGGAUAAUAAUGUGGAAUUUUUAUUUCAUAAAACAAAGUCCAAUUUAAAUAUGAUCUGCCAACAGUGAAACUAUUGUAUUAAAUAAAGGAUUAAAAUAGUAUUAAUAUAUUUAUAUUAGUCAAAUUAAGAACGGUUGAAGUUUUACAUACCUAAAUAAAAUUCUUCGAUAAAACAAUGCAGUAUUACAACCUCAUUGUUGCUUUAUUGGUGGUCACUCAUCUUGGAAACAGUUUCAGUGUAAAAAUUAAAAGAAGUAUAGAUUUAUCGGCUUCACAUGCACUUAUACCAGAUGCCCGGCUUUCAAAAGAUGUAUUACCUGGUGGAUAUAAAAUCGAUUUACGACCAAACAUGAAAGAAAAUACUUUUACUGGAAGUAUUAAUAUGAAUUUAAGCUGGAGCGUCCCGACCAGAAAGAUUUCUUUACAUGCACACUUUGAUUUGGAAAUCAAUGAGAGAUCAAUAAAGCUAUCAAAGAUUUCUUAUAACUCCGGUGAUGCAGAUCCACAAAUUGAAAAUAUACCAGUCCUUCGUGGCGACAGAAUGCCCAAGAAAACAGUUUUUGUCAUAUAUUUGAAAGAUAAAGUAAAUGAAUGCACCCAUUGUGAGUUGAAAAUGGACUUCGAAGGUAAUAUAUGGGAAUCAACUGAAGGCCUUUUUAAGGGAUCCUACAGCGUGGGAAACGAAACGGAAAAGAUAACUUAUUUAGCAACCUACAUGAGGCCAAACAACGCUAGACGUCUAUUUCCUUGCUUUGAUGAACCUGGCUUUAAGGUACCAUUCACUGUUUCCAUUUCUCGACCUCGAGAUUAUGUAACCUUAUUUAACACGCCUUUACUUAGAACAGAUGAAUUGCCUACGAAAAAUAAUGAAGAUGAAGUUUAUGUUUUGGAUCAUUUUGAAACUACACCACCAAUGUCAACUUUUACAUUUGGUUUUGUCAUUUCACAGUUAGAAAAGUAUGUUCCACACCAAACAGAUCAAAACAUUCAGCCUAAUAUUACUAUAUGGUCAACUCCUGACCUACAUUCCGAACUAGAGGAUGUUUAUGUGAAACUAACGAAAAUCUAUAAUUGCUUAAACAAUUAUUUUAACGUUUCGAUUCCGCUGUCGAAAAUUGAUGUCCUAGCAAUACCAGGACUGGCAUCUGUGCGACCUGCUGAUAACUGGGGCUUAUUGAUGUUUAAAGACCGUGAACUGCUGAAACGUGGAUAUUAUGGCCUAACUCAAGAAAUGAUUUACCAAUGGCUCGGUUCAUGGGUGACGCCUUACUGGUGGAGUGAUGCUCACGUGAAUAAGGCUUUAGCAAGUUUUCUAGCAGCCAAUAUAGUUUUAGAGAUUGACAACGGUAUCGAAUUUAAUGGAAAAUAUCCCAUGACUGUAUUGUAUUCACUUUACUACGAGUUUAGCAAGAGAUAUCCACAUUCGCGCAUAACGGGUAUGAAGCAAGAAACAACAUCUUAUAAAACCGAACUUGUUAUACGAAUGCUUAAUUAUACGCUUGGCGGAUCCACUUUUCAAGCUGGCAUUAGAAAAUUUAUUGCGGACCGGCAUUAUGGUACAUUUUUUGGUGAUGAUUUGUGGGACGCUCUUACGAAACAAGCAAUACUUGAUCAAACCUUGCCAGCUCAGUAUAGCAUUGCCGAAAUAGCUGGUUCAUGGAUUACAAAGGAUAGAUUGCCUGUAAUAAAUGUUGAACGUGAUUACGCAAAGAAAAUGGCUACAAUAAGUCAAAAAGUGUAUCUAAGAGAAAGACCACACGAUGUACCAGAACGUGAUAAAAUGCUAUGGUGGAUACCUUUAGUUAUCAUCCAGCAGCAAAAUUUAAAUUUUUCAAACACAAAACCACAAGUAUGGAUUGAAAAGAAGAGAAGUCAGAUCAUAAAUGAUUUGCCAAAUUCUGAUAAAUUUAUUAUAAUCAACCCAGAAGAAAUAGGACCGUUUCCGGUGAAUUACGAUACUACGAACUGGAAUUUACUCUCGACUUUUCUGCAGACUGAAGAAGGUCUGAAAUAUAUUCCAACAUAUACCAGAGCCAAGCUUUUACAUGAUGCAUGGAAUUUAGCAUAUGCAGGAGAUCUUAGUUUCGCAACAGCUUUAAACAUGACCCUUUUCAUGAAGUUUGAACGAAAUCAUAUUGUUUGGAAUCCAGUUUUUACGUUCAUUGAUCAUAUUGGAAGACACAUAGACAUGUCUGAUGUUCAUAAAAAAUUUGAGACCUAUGUUAGAGUAUUGUUAACACCUCUCUAUGAAGAACUCAGUGAACCCAACAAUAAUGAGACAUGGCAAAUAGAUUUAAAAUCAAUCGCUGAAACCUUUUUAUGCAGAGCCGGUUACAAACCAUGUAUUGAAGUAGCUCAACAAGCAUUUAAGUUAUGGAUGGAUAGUCCUAACCCUGAUGAACAAAUUCUUGUUCCAAACCAAUUUAUUUGUCCCGUUUUUAAGUGGGGCACAAUUGAAGAAUGGGAAUUUGGUUUGGAGCGUGUUAUUAAUUUCCCCAAGACCAGGAUACAAAGCGAACGAACGUAUUUGUUGAAAACAUUAGCUGGUUGUCCGGUUCAACCCGAGAAGAUCAAUCGCCUACUAAAUAUAACAAUAUUAGAAAACAAUGCCAAUUUUACAGAAAAUGAUAUUUUUUUAAUUUUCAACAUGUUGACUGGUGGUUCAAGUGGUUACACUACAUUAUUUAAUUUUCUCUCAAACAACUGGGAUGUCAUAAGGCAAAGAUUCGAAAACAAAUCAAAUCUGUGGAAUAGUUUAAUCGGCUCAGCUACUGGCGUUUUUACAACUAAAGAAGGUCAUGCCAUGGUCCAAAAACUCUAUGAUGACCACAAAGAAGAGUUUGGUAGUGCGCUGCAUAUUAUCGAAAAAUCCUUGAGAAACAUAAAAGAGGAAGAAAAAUGGAGUGAUGAAAACUUACCUGUAAUAGAAAACUGGCUUGAUGAGUUUUUGGCAAGGAAUAAAAAUUCAGAAAAUAAAUUUUUUGAAUAAUAAAAAAUCGUUAAUCUUAACAAUGUUAAUUUAAUUAAACUACAUUUAAUUUUUGGACAAAAAUUGUGCUUCUAUGUAUAUCCUGUAAAAUACUAGUAGAAUAUUAAGAGAUGUUAGACAUAAUAUUUAUUGCGUAAUAUAUUUAAUUGAAAUUUUUA
Molecule: messenger RNA, 3220 nt
Organism: Lucilia sericata (common green bottle fly)
Lineage: Eukaryota; Metazoa; Arthropoda; Insecta; Diptera; Calliphoridae
Product: aminopeptidase N
Exons: 13
Coding region: 249-3062 (937 amino acids)
Biological process (GO): peptide catabolic process; proteolysis
Cellular component (GO): cytoplasm
Molecular function (GO): metalloaminopeptidase activity; peptide binding; zinc ion binding
Source: RefSeq, a predicted model, not a curated record